CUAGCACCCUGCAUACUCCAAUAUGAACCACGACGUACACCACCCAGGCCUUGCCUCCCACCAGGUCUCACAAGAGAGUGCUCGUCCCAGUAGCAAAACCCCGGGCCUUCUCUCCCAGCUUCGCAAUCUCAGUAGCGGUUCAGGAACUCUCGGAAGCCUAUUCAACUCCAAUACUGUGACCCCUCAGCCCACCCCCACGAUCGUCACGGCCCUCCCAGCGUUUUCUUCGCUGCAGUUCUACGAAGGUGAGGGGGCCGACAUGCACGCCUCUUCUCGUUCCAUCUCCGGCUUUGUCAAAGGCGGCAAUCGCGCGAGUGUCUUGCUUGAUGGCGGAACGACUCCGACACCAACGCGUCCAUCCACUCCCCACCGACGUUUUCCAGGCGUCAAGACUCUAUUGUCUGGCCUCGCAUCGCGGGCUGCGCGUUCGACGCAACCUGUCUACAUCAACGUGAAGCAGACUCAGGUACAUACUGAGGAGAUGGCCCAGACGGCGGAUAUGCUAGACCACGGGCAGGUUUUGGAAAUCACCAUCCCUGACGACAUCGCUAGUCUCUCGGAUGAGUUUAAUCAUCUCAACCUUCGCCUGGACACCGGUUCUCGCGUUGAUUCCCUCGAGCCUUCGUUAACCCCGUCCACUUCUUACGACUCGUCUGAACUAGACGAAACCCCUCCGCUUACACCUGAAUCCAUGACUUCGGACAUUUCCAUCGUACCGCGCGAAGUCGAGCUUCUCGACGCCUACUACGGCGACUUUGAAGAGGACCUUGCCGACUGUGGGUUCCAUAACCUGGAGGAGAUCGUCGAGGAAGCGUCGUAUAUGCAUCGGCACUCCAUGGAAAUCAAAGAAGGGAAAAAGCCGGAGCGUGCAGUGAACUACGAACCUUUGGUAGAAGACCUCGAAUCCCCCAAUCUCGACUCCAGCGUCUCAGAGAAUCCUGUCGUAGAAGCUCACCCUGCUGACGCUUCUGAGUGGUAUGGGCUUGAAUAUGCACUCGAGCUCAGCAAACGGGAGCGGCGUGCAUCGGAGGUCCCUGCUGCCUCUGAUUCGUCUAUAGGGGAAUAUUCCAAGAGUCGUGAAUCCUGGGCUGCUAUCCAUCAAGGCAGCAUCCAUCCUUUCCUAGAAGAAGAAGAAUAUCAUCAGUGGCAGAACUGGCACCAUUAUCUCGAGCGCCAGGGCCAAAAGAGACUCCAUCGACUAGGCCGAGCGUUUAAAGCUCAGGCGAAUGACCUUGCCUGGAUAUAUGCGGACCAAAUCCGUGCAAUGGACCUGAUGGCUUGGCAAAAGGAGACUUAUGGCCGAGUCGACAAAGGCUUGCUGACGCAGUUCAAGCGACUGAAGCAGCAGAGACCGGCAAGUAGAAUCGCACUUGGGUUGCAUUCGUUGCUCAUACCAACUAGGACCCAUAUCAUUCGGCUGAACGAUAUGAACAAGAAAUCGGAUGGUAUACAAGAAGAUACCGCUCCAUCGGCUCACUACGUGAACUGCGUCGUGCAAUGGAUCGUGCAGGAACUGGAUCGAACAGAAUAUCCUGAAGACUAG
Mycena citricolor is the source of this 1543-nucleotide messenger RNA. The record is from the annotation of a GenBank genome assembly. NCBI's taxonomy places the organism in Eukaryota, Fungi, Basidiomycota, Agaricomycetes, Agaricales, Mycenaceae.